UUCACACACUGACGCAAACACAGACACAUGCUCAUACAGACAGACACACACACACACACACACACACACACACACACACACACACACACACACACACACACACACACACACACACACACACACACACACACACACACACACACACACACACACACACACACACACACACACACACACAUGCAUGCAUACAGGACAUCACAGAGCCCAGACGUUUUUUUUGUUGCAGAAUUUAUGAGACUAGCAUACAUGUGCCACACUCACAGACAGACAGACAGACAGACAGACAGACAGACACAUGCACUCACACAUGCACAUCGCCGCAGCCCCACAAACACACACACAAGCACAAACACAUUCCAACGCUCACACAGACACACAGACACACUUAAAUACACGCAUACACUUACAUACAAAUACUUGCUCACACAUGCAUAGAGACACAUGCAUAGACAGAACACACACUCAUACCAACAUUGUUGUACUCUUGCACACACACACACAGACACACACACACACACAUCUGAGUCCCCAGUCACCUGCAAACCAGUCUGAGGACCUUUUGAGAGGACCACUAGAAACGUCUUCUGGCCCACUUGCCUUUAAUAAGCAAGGAGCUCGGGGAUCCAUAUUAAAGUGUUCUAAUGUCCAAAUUCAGCUCCGCUUCAUUAAUCUCCACUCCGAAAAUGACUUAAAGAGAUAUAUUUUCCAUUACACACUUUUUACAGCAUAUUCUCUAGGCACCCAAGACAUGUGAGACGUUUUAAUAAACGAGGAACAGACCGUGAGGAGCUCUCUCUUGAGGGGAAUCCUGAAACAUUUCACCUGCAGAGGAUCACAAAAGGUCUAAAUGUAGAACAGCAGAGUAGAAAAUCGGACAAUGUUCUUCUUCUUAAGGUGAUGUCCACGGUUGGGGAAGCUUCGGGACUUCUGAUGGUCCCUGAAGCCCCGCUGCCGCCCUCCCCCAAGCCUUUAUAGUGAACACUCUUCCUUAACACUUGAAAUUAGAAGUUGCUCUCUGAGCGCAGUGUGCCUGCUCAGCACAAAAGCUCCCUAGCUCGGCCACGUCAUGUGACUCCUUUAUGUGAUCCUCACUUAGUCGUGACAAAAAAAACGCACUCCUUCAUCCUCGCAUCUCCCCGAUGUAAUUAACCCUCCACCUGCUAGGUACGUGUCCCCUAUUCCCUCGGUAUGCUUCUAGACGUCUCCUCUCCUCAGGCUGCUCCUUCAGGCCAACCCCGGAGUCCUGAAUAGCCAAAACCUUGGCUGAUGUCAAUGUCUGCCUGGACUCUCGAAACAACUACUGCACAGCCUUUCAUCCACACUUAAAAAGCUUUUGGCAUCCACUAGAUUUGUUCACAAAUGCCCUCUCGAGUGGAUAAAUCUGUAAAUGCUGGUCUCUUACAACGAUAUUGUGUUUAUUAGGGUUAACGUAAACUUGUGACACGAUCCAGACAUCUGCGGCAGUCAAAGGGGUUGGCUGAUAUGCGAGGAAAGAAGGUCCUGCAACUUUUCAAUGUGGAAAGACAGCUUUACGAAAAAAAAACGUUUUUACAAAAUAGCACAAUUCUUAAUCUGCGACGUGAAACGCUCCACAGUUAGCAGGCACGUGUGACAAGGUGCUAAGCCAGGUAAUAAUGUGCUGCUGCCUCAUAGCGGGCUUUAAAAGCCUGGCAGCAGGAGGCAUGUCCCUCAUGACUGAUGAGAAGCUGUCUCAUCGUUCCUCGUCAUCAUCAUCAUCAACACACCUCCCUUCAGACCUCUUAAUCCGCUGUUCUUUUAAGAAACAUAUUGUUCCUUUAAUCAUAUCCCCUCUCCCAGAGGCCCAGGUCUGAUGUGUGUGUGUGUGUGUGUGUGUGUGUGUGUGUGUGUGUGUGUGUGUGUGUGUGUGUGUGUGUGUGUGUGUGUGUGUGUGUGUGUGUGUGUGUGUGUGUGUGUGUGUGUGUGUGUGCGUGUAUCUGUGUGUGUGUGUGUGUUUCUUUUGUGCACGAUCUUGAUUUUGUGUGAUCUUGUGUGUCCUCGGAUGAAUGUGCGUGCUCCCCUUUAUGCGUGCGUGUGUGAACCUAUCUGUCCUUAUUUCGCUGGUGUGUGCGUAUCCGUCUAUCGUGUAUGUGUGUGUGUGUCCCUGCGCAUGUGAUGUGCGUGUGUGAGUGUGUGUGCGUGCUCUCCCCUGCCGCCCCACAGCUUAAGUUUGACAGCGACGGCGUGUGCGUGUGCUGCGAGCUGCCGCAGCAGAGCUCCAGCUGCACCAACCUGGGCGAGACGCUGAAGCUCAACCCGCUGCGGGACUGCAACACCAUCCGCCUGCGCCUCAAGGAGCUGCUGUUCAGCGUGUGCGCCCUCAACGUCAUCUCCACCAUCGUGUGUGCCCUGGCCACCGCCAUGUGCUGUAUGCAGAUGGUGUCCACUGACCUGCUGCAGAUGUUCAUGCCUCACCGUGGCCGGGCCCUGAACGCGGACUGCGUGACCCCCCACGGCACCAUCCUCCACCAGACCCUGGACUUUGACGAGUUCAUUCCGCCCAUCCCCCCGCCCCCCUACUACCCCCCGGAGUACACCUGCACCCCCUCCAUGGACGGACAGAGAGGCCUACAGCUAGACUUCCCCCACUCUCCGUUCAGUGCCAUCUACGGCGUUCCAAUCAACAGCCCGGGAACGCUGUACCCCACAGACCUGCCCCCGCCUUAUGAGUCUGUUGUAAGCUACACCCCCGCCAGCCAGGUAACCAGCAGCAUCGAACAGCGAGCCACUGAGUCCAGUCUUUGUGAGGGAACCACCGCGGGCCUCAGCACUCAGGCCUCGGUGGACAGCGCCUCCCUCCUGGUGUCCGAGCUGGCCGACCUGCAGGACAACAGCUCCUCAGACGACCUCUGCUCCCUGGAGGUCCCGGGCGGGGGCUCUGACUCCUCCCCCUACACCACGUCCCACCCCGGCCACCCCGACGGCACUGGCCCCCAGGAGCUGAGGGCCCAGGGGCCCCCGCGGGGGGGCCACCAGCGCGGCCUCGCCGACACCACCUACAGCGAGUCGUCCCACACCCAGUCCCCCGACUGGUCGUCGGACAACGCCAGCAACCUGGACCACGACGAGCACGGCGACGGCCCCCACGGCGGCGAGGAGCACGGCGCCCGCGGCCUGCACGUGUGCGAGGAGCUGGCGUCGGCCAAACACGCGGCGGAGGAACCGCCCAGGACCGCCCCGCACGCGCUGAUCAGGGCGCGCGUGUUCAGCCGGAAGCUCACCCUGCCCGUGGCGCUGGCCCCGCCGCCGCAGCCCUGCUCCCCCACCUCGCUGGCCUCGUCCGGGGGCACGUCGGGGCUCAGCCCCCUGCCGCCCUCCGCCUCGCCCUCGCCGCCGCCGCCGGCGCCGGCGCGGCCGCGCGGGUCCCGGCUGUGUUUCAGCGUGUGGACGCCUUCCUCCUCGUCAUCGUCGUCCUCCUCCCAGCCGCCGGCGCGGAGCGGCUGCUCGCCCGGAGACCGGCCGCGGGGGUUCCGGGCGGUCCGGAAGUACCGCAGGCUGGCCCGCAUGGUGCGCUCCACCAGCGACCCCAUCUCCUGCUCCUCCACAACGGGAGGGGAUGGCUGUGGAUGUGUGCCCGCUGGGAAAGCUCCUUCUGGGGACUCUGAUGAGACGUCUCCCCUGGAUGAUCAAGUAACAGUGUCAACAGAACCAGCAGACAUCAUCAGCCUCAAACCCCGAGCACUGCGCACACACUUGGGGUCCCAGGAGCGACCCCACUCCCUGGCCGACCUCAAGACGUAUAAAGACACCAAAAUCCUGGUGGCCAAGUUCCUGGAGCACUCCAGCUGCAGUCUCCCCCCAGAGGUCCAGCAGGUGGUCAACUCCAUCAAGAGUGUUAUCCAGUCGGACGAGAAGCACAUGGAGGAGGCCAUCUUCAGCGCCAAUGUCAUCGAUCAGGUAAUGAGCCAAUCCCAGCGGAGCCGAGGCACUUCCAGGAAGUGUUGCCAUAGCGACAUCCACCUCCAGAGCUGUGGCGCCUUGAGCUCUUCACCGUCCCUGCGCCGUUCCAAACGCCUGUCAUCCCACCUGCUGGGCAGCCCCGACACAACCCGGCGCACCCCCUCCGACCGGAGCCUCACGUCCAGGGAGACAGUUCUCUGACCGCCCAACCACCACAACCACCACCACCACCACAACAAGGACUCAGCCCAGUGAUGGAGGUGUUUUUCCGGGGGCCCGCCGGGCCGAUGCAGUCGGGCCCAGCCAUACAGCAGCAGAGAUCUGACGUUGGUUUGCGGGUGUGCUAGAUGUAUCUCUGCGUGGGGACUUCAGAGAGGGCUGAUACCCGUCAGCCCUCUUGACCCCAGUGCCAUGUGAAGCAGCGCUCCGCCCAUCAGCAGGAACGGUAGCAUACUGGGAUCCGAAGCAGCGACCGGUAGCUCUCGCACUCAACGGAAAAAAAUACGACUAGUAGAAAAUAACAAAAAAAAACAUAAACAUCAAACCAGAAUGUUCUCCCUCAGGGGAUUUUUCUUUUACUUUUCAAAUUACAUUCAGUUCAAAAGGAAUACGUCUUGCUGUUUUUGCUCUUAUUUGCCCACAUCUGAUCCAUAUCCGGUGCUAAUGGGAGCAACUGAAGUUUGUAUUGAACUGUCGCUACCAGCUCUGUUUAAAGACAGAGCGGCACUUAACAGAGCGGGGAGAGGGUAAAUAUUUAGUUGUGCCGCUGGUUAAAGGCUUAUUUAUCUUACCUCAGUGUGUUUCCAUUCUCAUCAGUGUUCUAAUAAAACAUGAGUUUCUAA
This is a messenger RNA of Gadus macrocephalus (Pacific cod), 4760 nucleotides long. RefSeq names its product family with sequence similarity 189 member A1 (gene entrep2). The coding region runs from base 2107 to 4119 and encodes 670 amino acids. The transcript is spliced from 10 exons. The record is from RefSeq and is a predicted model, not a curated record. NCBI's taxonomy places the organism in Eukaryota, Metazoa, Chordata, Actinopteri, Gadiformes, Gadidae.